AUGUGUGGGGGCUUCCAGAUGGGCCUCAACAAGUACAAUCCCGCACUAUUCGGGCUCGGCCCAUCAUCGGCAUCCACCGGAUCCGGUACAGCAUCUGCUGAUGAGGCCAAAUUUGCUGAGAAGAUGGCGUUCGACAUCAAGCUCGAGAAGUUUGACGCGACGUCCAAGAUUAAGAUAAUAAAGGAGGUGAGGACGUUCAUGGAUUUGGGUCUGAAGAAGGCCAAGGAGUUGGUGGAGAAAGCGCCCAUGGUGUUGAAGAAGGGACUCACCAAAGAGGAGGCCAAUUCCAUUGUUGCCAAGUUCAAGGACUUGGGUGCUACUGUGUUUUACUGA
Molecule: messenger RNA, 333 nt
Organism: Juglans microcarpa x Juglans regia
Lineage: Eukaryota; Viridiplantae; Streptophyta; Magnoliopsida; Fagales; Juglandaceae
Product: 50S ribosomal protein L7/L12-like
Exons: 2
Coding region: 1-333 (110 amino acids)
Biological process (GO): translation
Cellular component (GO): ribosome
Molecular function (GO): structural constituent of ribosome
Source: RefSeq, a predicted model, not a curated record